Messenger RNA from Rhopilema esculentum, 996 nucleotides. RefSeq lists its product as uncharacterized. Lineage: Eukaryota; Metazoa; Cnidaria; Scyphozoa; Rhizostomeae; Rhizostomatidae. Gene Ontology annotation, biological process: DNA integration. Gene Ontology annotation, molecular function: nucleic acid binding. The record is from RefSeq and is a predicted model, not a curated record.
AUGUACAUUUGCUUGUUUACAUGCUUGUCCACCAGAGCAGUACAUCUUGAAUUAGUGGAGAGCCUAGAUGUUGAUACGUUUUUUAAGGCAUUCAGACGUUUUAGUGCCAGGAGAGGCUUGCCUAGAAGGAUACUAUCUGACAAUGCUAAGACAUUUCAAGCAGCCUCGAAGGAAGUUAAGAAAAUUCUUCUUUCUAAGGUUGUACGAGCUCAGCUUGCAGGGAAGGGCGUUGUUUGGCAGUUUAUCGCCCAAAGAGCCGCGUUCUGGGGAGGUGUAUGGGAAAGGAUGGUGAGGUCCGUCAAGCGUUGUCUUAGGAAAAUAAUAGGCAGAGCCUCACUUACAUUCGACGAAAUUAGUACUAAUUUGGUAGAGGUUGAAUCGGUAAUCAACUCAAGGCCUAUCACAUAUGUGUACGACGAUACCGAUGGUAUAUCAUAUGCGUUAACUCCGUCACACCUUAUUUAUGGUCGACGUAUUUUAGAUGAUCCUAAUGACAGUUUGUUCGAAAUUGUAAGUACACAAGAAUCUUUAACUCGGAGAGCAAAAUAUCACCGAAAAAUACUUAAUGAUUUUUCAAGGCGUUGGAAGGAGGAAUAUUUGUCGAGUUUGCGUGAAAUCGUUAGUUCUAAGAAGUUAGACGUAAAGCCACAAGUCUCUGUAGGUGAUAUUGUUGUCUUAUAUGAUGAGCAGUCGAAGCGUAAUUUUUGGAAAAUCUGUAAGGUAGAAGACCUCAUAAUCGGUAAUGAUAAGAAUGUCCGUGCUGCCAAGGUCAAGGUCCCAAAUAGGAAGGGUACAUCUAUUUUAACCAGGUCGUUAAAACAUCUUAUCCCGCUAGAAGUUCAACUUAGUGAAUGUAGUUCAGAAAAUAAAACUGAUCGUACUAGGUUAGAAACUGUACCAGACAAAGACCAAGCAGAGAUUAGUGUAUCUAGUAGAAAGGCAAAAAGAAACGCUGCUAUAAUCGGAGAAAUUAGAAGAAGAGACGAUUGUUAUUAA